Harpegnathos saltator (Jerdon's jumping ant) is the source of this 4221-nucleotide messenger RNA. It is a transcript of the gene Ca-Ma2d, whose product is annotated as Ca[2+] channel Muscle-specific alpha2/delta subunit. The transcript has 13 exons. Gene Ontology annotation, molecular function: voltage-gated calcium channel activity. Lineage: Eukaryota; Metazoa; Arthropoda; Insecta; Hymenoptera; Formicidae. Bases 644 to 4102 code for a protein of 1152 amino acids. The record is from RefSeq and is a predicted model, not a curated record. Gene Ontology annotation, cellular component: voltage-gated calcium channel complex.
AAGUGUAAAUCUGUUUUGGACGAACGUAUCCGCAAUUCAUAUGAUCCCGCUCUUCUUCCUAGAUGCGCCUCUUCGUGUUAAUCAAUUCGUUCAAUCGUCUCUACAAGCAAGCUACAGCCGGCACGAUUUUAUUAAUACUUAUGGGCCGUAUUAGAGAGCGAGAAGGUUCUCCGCGCUAUGAGACGGCGCUGCUCGAAUGCCAAAAAUAAUCGGCGGAACAUCCGUUUACGCGUAGGUAACGGCCUCUCGGCUGUCGGUUUGCCCCGUUGGCAAACGCCAACGAAACUGGCUCGAUCAGUUGUCGUGAACUUUUGGAGGAUCUGCGCGUUUUCCUUCACUCUCUGUUUCGCUCGGAAGUGAUGGUUGGUGUAGUGUAGUUCUUCUUGCGUCUCUCAGGAACUAUCCGAAGGAAAUAUCUGUUCGUGCAAGAGGACAAAUAUAUAAGAAGAGGAAGCAGAAAGAAGAGGGAGAGAGAGAGAGAGAGAGAGGAAGAGAGAGAGAGAGAGAGGAAGAGAGGUCCGCACCGAGCUUUGUUAAUGCCGGCGAUAGCGUCGGCAGAUGGGCGGACAAGUUAGGUACCGAAUUAUGGGAACUUGCGAACGAGGUGGGUCGUCCCGAGGAAUUGCUGGAAAGAUACAAGAGCAUGAACACGCGGGUGGAGGACAAAUCCGGCGAGGAUCUGGUCAACAUAAUCAGCGAGAACGUGGGUAGGAUGCUACGCCGGAAAAUGGACGCGGUUACCUGUAUCCGAAUGAAAGCUGAACAGGAGGCCGAGGAAUGGGAUCCGUCCUCUAUGGAUGGUAAUUUCACCUAUGUUCCCAGCAAUCUCAAUUACAACAUUAAAAAGGAGAACAGCAGCGUGUACAGGGAAAUUGAACUAACCGCGGAUUCGCAUUUCUACAAUAUUCCGGUGAAUACCAGCUACUCGUCGGUCCACAUACCCACCAACGUGUUUGACCAGGCGCCAAAGGUGAUGGAGGAUAUAAUGAGGAGCGAGCCGUUGGACGAUGUAUUCCGUCAAAACUAUGACUCGGAUCCAGCAUUGUCUUGGCAAUAUUUUGGCUCGGUCACUGGUAUGCUAAGACAUUAUCCCGCUAUGGAAUGGCGCACGAGCACGAUCGACCACGACGAAGAUCCGCCUGCCGAUCUGUACGAUUGUCGACUUCGCAGUUGGUUUAUCGAGGCAGCCACAUGUAGCAAGGAUAUAGUUAUCCUGAUGGACACCAGCGGUAGUAUGACGGGCAUGGGAAAAACGAUCGCGAAGACAACGGUCAGCUCGAUCCUGGAUACUUUGUCGAACAACGACUUUGUCACGCUGUUAAAGUACAGCAACGAUACGAGCGACAUGGUGCCGUGCUUCAAGGACAUGCUGAUUCAAGCCACCCCGGAGAAUCUUGAGACGUUUAAAAAGUCUAUGGACAACGUGAAACCGGAAGGCAUCGCCAAUCUCACGACGGCCUUCACCGCGGCAUUCAGCCUGCUUAAAACCUACAGAGAGAUACGCGGAUAUGACGCGGAUGUGGAUGCCGACACGCCGUACAAUCAGCUCAUCAUGCUUGUUACAGACGGCGUUCCCGGAAAUCUGACAGAGGUGUUCCAAAAGUGGAACUGGAGAGAGAACAGCACUCACAUACCGGUGCGCGUGUUCACAUAUCUUCUGGGUCGCGAGGUAACAAAGGUGCGGGAAAUCCAGUGGAUGGCGUGCUUGAAUCGCGGCUACUACAGGCACGUGCGGACGCAGGAGGAAGUGCGCGAGCAAGUGCUCAAGUAUAUCCCAGUCGUGGCGCGUCCGCUGGUACUUCAGGGUGUGGUGCACCCGAUCACGUGGACGCAUGUUUACGCCGAUGUCACGAAUCCGGCACUUGCCGCUUGGCUGUGGGUGGUGAUGAAGCAAGAGGAGCAAAAUUCGCGACUGCAAAAGCACCUGAAGGGAAAACGACUGGGUGUACGAGUUAACGAGGACGCGAUCUACAUACAGAAGUUGGACAAGAACGAGAACAUCGAGGAGGAUCCGUCCACUCUCAACACCACCGCAUGGCAGGAGUACACACUGCUGACCUCCGUUGGUACACCCGUGUUCGACCGCAAGGGCAAUCGCAACAAUGAGACGCGCAUGGCCAAUCUGCUCGGCGUGGCCGGCACGGACGUGCCGAUCGAGGAUAUCCGCAAGCUCACGUUGCCGUACAAGCUCGGCGUGAACGGUUACGCUUUCAUUGUAUCGAACAACGGCUACGUGAUACUGCAUCCGGACCUUAGACCUGUCUACAAAGGCCGGCUCAAAUUGAACUAUAACAGCGUCGAUCUCACCGAGGUGGAGAUACUCGACGAUGGCCGCGGGCCGAGAAAUCCGGGUCCGGAGAUACUGGAGCUGCGGUCGGCACUGGUCGAUCACAAACGAGGUAGUAUGAGGAACAUCCCCGUGAAACUGCACUACGACGACAAUCGUCGUGUGACGCUCGAAAGACGAGACUACUUUUACGCACCCUUGCCAGGGACACCGUUCGGCCUCGCAGUCGCCAUCCCUCAUUAUGGAACAACGUGGAUCAAGGUCGGUGACGAGAUCCGCCGGAAUCAGCACAUGAACGUGAAUGUGUCGGACUUCUUCAAGGGUGAUCAUUGGCGCGUGCAUCCCAGUUGGGUAUAUUGUCGAUACCAUUAUCUCGAGGGUCACCGGUUUGAUAGCCCGGAGGAUGAACUGCGCCACUUUCUGGCGUUGUUGAGUCGAUCAGAAUGGCGAUGGGCUGAGCAAUACGAGGCUUAUCCGCCAGCGGACGAAAACGCCGACGGUGAGGACUUGGACGAUGUCGACUGCGGCAGGCAAACGCUUUCGUACGAGGAUUAUUAUUGCAACAAGGAGCUUAUGCAGCUGUUGGUGUUUGACGCUAAGGCAACCAACAACAGCUUCCGCGGGGAUUACAUAGAGGAUCUUCCAGCGAGGGCGAAGGACUUGGCUCGGCUCUACGGUAUUUUCCUGCGUUUCAUUGCCACGCAGAGUGGCCUCACUAGAUGGCAUCAUCUUCACACCAACGAGCUUCCCGACGCGGACGACGGGAUUGUUUUCGGCGAUCUGCACAGGCGAGCCGUCAAUGAGCCUUGGUACAAGGGCGCGAUAUUUCAGAACGAGCUGGAUCUGAACAGCAUCUAUUUGUCUGUUCCGUGGGAAGCUGGCGCGGACGCAGUGGUGACGGCUUCCAUGAGCCUGUCACCCAAGGACGGCGGUAAGAGGGCACCAGCGGCCGUCGUAGGCUUCCAAAUGCCGAUGACAGGUCUGUACAGGAGAUUCAUCGAACUCACCUCGGUGACAACGAAUCCGCUGAUGAACUGUUCCCAUAAUUGGAUCGAUUGCUACCUGCUAGAUCAGAACGGCUAUAUAGUGAUAUCGGAAGCACAUAAUGAUACCGGUCAAUUUAUGGGUACUCAGGAGGGCGCCGUCAUGAAGUCCAUGGUCGAUCAGGGUCUUUAUAAUCCGGUCGAAAUUUACGACUAUCAAGCUUGGUGCCAGGAGAUUCGAAUCGACAAUUCCGCCAAUAGCCUGAUGGAGCCGUUGCAAUACGUCUGGGAGCUGCUGUUCUGGCUUAUGCUGCGUCUGGCGUGGUUCUCGACUCAGUUCGUCAAUCUUCCUGGCAUCCAUGGCAAGGUAUAUAGUGACGAGGACGCGCCUGAUCCGCCGCCACCACCGGAGCCUUACCUCUAUCAUUAUCCGUGCGAUCAGAAGAGGACUCUCUACAUGUUGAAUGAGACUGUCGCUUCCAAAGGCGUCACCAAUCACUCCGAUUACCACUCCAGACCGUACUACGCUCAGAGAGUAGCGCACACGAAUCUGCUGUUGGUUGUUGUGGACAGCAUGUAUCCGACGUGCUACAGGAGAUUGGAGGUAACACCCGUCAACAUCGACCCUACUGAGUACACAAAUGGCAUGACUGAGAAACCUUGCCACAAGAUUCCGCUAAAUGCCCUGAAAAGGCGCCGGCUGAAGAGCUGUUUCACGGAACACUGUCUGGAGCACGAAAUCGACGACUGCGGAGGAGCGUCCGGACUGACGAUGUCUCUGACAUCGUUGCUUUGCGUCGUUAUCAUCACGAUUCUCUGCACCUUUCUGUGACGAACGAUUAUUGGUCGUUUUCGGAAAAAAAGAAACAAAUACGCAUGUAUGUCUGUGUUUUGCAAUAAAAUAAUAUAUACAAUAUAUACAAUAAAUACAGUUGCGCAUCUCUCUGUCUA